AGGUUAGUCGUUAUAACAGCAAGAGGAAGCAGGGGCUAAUCGACUAAAGCAAUUUCAAUCAUCAUCACAUUUCACCUUCGAUCUGCCUCUGCGAAUAUUCGAUCGAAUCUGUGAUCGGCGGCAAUGGCGACUCGUUACUGGGUGGCGUCUCUCCCCGUUGGCCAAGGCGGCUCCGCCUCGUCUGUAUGGAGUCGUCUUCAGGAAUCAAUCUCAAAACAAGCCUUCGACACCUCUCUCUACAGAUUCAACAUACCGAAUCUACGAGUAGGCACCCUGGAUUUGCUUUUGUCUCUCAGCGACGACCUAUCCAAGGCAAACAACUUCAUUGAAGGAGUGUCGCACAAAAUCCGUCGUCAGAUUGAGGAAUUGGAGAGGGUGUCCGGAGUUGUUAGUAGCUCGCUAACUGUGGAUGGGGUUCCUGUGGACUCUUAUCUUACAAGAUUCGUGUGGGACGAGGCAAAGUAUCCAACAAUGUCGCCGCUGAAGGAGAUUGUGGACGGAAUCCAUGUACACAUUGCCAAGAUUGAGGAUGAUCUCAAGGUUCGUGUCGCUGAAUAUAGCAAUGUGCGCAGCCAACUUAAUGCUAUUAAUAGAAAGCAGGCUGGAAGCUUAGCUGUUCGUGAUAUUUCAAAUUUAGUGAAACCAGAAGACAUUGUUAGUUCGGAACACUUGACAACCCUUCUUGCAGUUGUGUCAAAGUAUUCCCAGAAAGACUGGUUAUCAAGCUAUGAGUCUCUGACAUCAUAUGUGGUUCCCAGAUCUUCAAAGAAGUUACAUGAGGAUAAUGAAUAUGCUCUUUACACUGUGACAUUAUUCAGCCGUGAUGUUGACAAUUUUAAAACCAAGGCCCGUGAAAGAAAUUUCCAGGUUCGUGAUUUUGAAUAUAAUCCUGAGACACAAGACAGUAAGAAGCAGGAGCUUGAAAAACUGAUGCAAGACCAGGAGACAAUGAGAAGCUCUCUUUUGCAAUGGUGCUAUACUAGUUAUGGAGAGGUUUUCAGUUCCUGGAUGCACUUUUGUGCUGUAAGAGUCUUUAGUGAAAGCAUUCUCCGAUAUGGCCUGCCACCAUCUUUUCUGUCUGUUGUACUGUCACCUCCAUUAAAAAGUGAGAAGAAAGUUCGCUCCAUUCUUGAGGGAAUGUGUAGCAGUUCAAACAGCACGUUCUGGAAAACUGAGGAUGAUGGAGGAAUGGGCGGCCUUGCAGCAGGCGAAGCAGAUGCUCAUCCUUACGUCUCAUUCACCAUUAAUCUUAUUUAAGGUGAGACGCUGAAGUGUCACUGUCCCUUUUUGCGGCCCGUUGUCUUGUUUUAUUGACAAUAAUAAAGACAUUCUGUCCUUGUAUAAUAGUAUAUUCCCGAUUCUUUUCUUCCUUCAGAAGCAUGUGCUUCCUGUACAACACUCCCCACCUAUUCUUUUUCUGCAAUUGCUCGCCGAACUUCUGUUGUCUGAAGUUGUGUUUUGAUGGAUGUUAUUGAAUGUAUUAUCAGCACCAAAUAAGUUAUUGCUAUGAAAAUAAGUCACUUUGCUCCGAAA
Messenger RNA from Salvia hispanica, 1533 nucleotides. Its product is annotated as V-type proton ATPase subunit C-like. Gene Ontology annotation, molecular function: proton-transporting ATPase activity, rotational mechanism. NCBI's taxonomy places the organism in Eukaryota, Viridiplantae, Streptophyta, Magnoliopsida, Lamiales, Lamiaceae. The record is from RefSeq and is a predicted model, not a curated record. Gene Ontology annotation, cellular component: vacuolar proton-transporting V-type ATPase, V1 domain. Gene Ontology annotation, biological process: proton transmembrane transport.